Messenger RNA from Frankliniella occidentalis (western flower thrips), 3765 nucleotides. RefSeq lists its product as uncharacterized. The transcript has a single exon. The record is from RefSeq and is a predicted model, not a curated record. NCBI's taxonomy places the organism in Eukaryota, Metazoa, Arthropoda, Insecta, Thysanoptera, Thripidae. The coding region runs from base 1 to 3765 and encodes 1254 amino acids.
AUGAGGACACUCUUCGUGGAGGUGCCCCUUGGCAACCGUUUUUUGUGCCCCCCACCCUGCCCACUAGCAAAGCCCGGGAAGUCGCCUCACCGCUACAAAAACCUGAAAAAUCUGCGGAAGCACGCCCGCGACCACCAUCAAGUAACAUGUGUGACGUACGUGUGCCGGGUAUGCAGACGGACCGACAAGGAGACAGAGACGUGCGUCAACCAUUCCAAAAACCACCUUCUGCAGGCACAUGGCCUCGCCUGGGAGGACACCGGGCUGCCCCGAACGCGCUGCUCCUGGCGCCUGGCAGACAUCGCCGGGCAAUCUCCACCACCCAGCCCGGAGAGCCCAUUGCCGGACCAGCCAGCCCCUGGAAGUCAGGCAGCCACUCCGUCACCAGUGCCUGGCGGGUUGCCGCGCGCCUCCUCGCAGGCGUCGGGCCCAAGGACGAGCCCGGUAGCCUACGUAAGGCCGUUCCGUCGCUCUCCAGGCGCACCCCCACCUCCACCGGAGCAGAACAAAUCACCACCGGCUGCCCUGCAGGUUCCUCCCGCAGCUGCAGGUGUGACACCUAUCCAGCUCACUCCAGAGGUGCGCCAACAACUAAGCGCUGGAUUCGCUGCUAUGAUGCGCAGGGUCCAGGCGGGUGCACCACCUGCAGCAACGCCUCAUAGAGCACCACCAGGCCUUCAGUCCGCAACAUCUGUGGCGUCCCGGCUGCGCCGCGCACACCUUGGUGCACGUACGCCGCCUGCUCUGCGCCGCUCACCCAUCAUCAGGAGCGUGCUGCUGCCUUCACCUCCACCCAUCCAGGCAGCACCAGUCAGCAGGACGGUGCAGUUUACGCCACCUGCAGGCGUAGCUCCUCACACCACCAGCUCCCCGGGACGCUCCUCGCCGGGCUGCAGCCAGCAGCCCGAGCCAACCCACGUAAGUCCACCACCUUCCGGCUUUGGCUUCAUUCCGGAGUCACCGUCGGAGAGGCCACCAAACCGAUUCCAGGCCCAGUGGGUUGGGAAGCUCAAGGCGUGUCAAAACUUCGCCGAGCUUGAGGACGUCAUCGGGGAGCUCACCAAGGUGCUGCAACCACCACCUAAGCCCCAGCGCCCAGGCGGCCGUCAGCGGGGCAGGGGGGGCCGUGACCCCAAACAGGAGGCAAAGCGCAUUCAGCAGCUGUACAAAAAGAAUAGAAAGAAGGCUAUGCGGGACAUUCGCCAGUUGGACUCCCCACUUUGCGAGGUCCCUGGCGACGAGGUCGCAAACCACUUUGAGGAGGUAUUUAAAGAGACCAUCACCGUGCUGCCGCCUCCUCCUGCCUCUGCUGUUCUACCCCCCACUCAGCGCCAGGAUCCAGUGCUAGUUGCCAACAUCGACAGAGAAACCAUCACUGCACGCCUAGCACGUUGCAGCGAAACAUCCCCUGGCGCUGAUGGGAUAACAUACUCAACAAUCAAGCGCAAGGAUCCCGGUGCUCACAUGCUUGCUGAGGUCUACAAUGCCUGCCUGCGUUACAAGCGCAUCCCAGCAGCAUGGAAAGAGUCUCGCACCAUACUACUACACAAGAAGGGGGACAAGGGCGAUCUCGGCAACUGGCGCCCGAUUGCCCUGUCCUCCUCUCUCUACAAGAUCUACUCCGGGAUCCUUGCAGACCGCCUGGGCCGCUGGGCAGCUUCCACGGGAGCUGUAUCCAAAGUCCAGAAGGGUUUCAUGCCGGCGGAGGGGUGUCUCGAGCACAACUUCAUCGUUCAGCAAGCUAUUGAUGAAGUGAGGGAGUCCGGCCGCGAACUUACCAUCACGUGGCUGGACCUACGGAACGCCUUUGGGUCCGUUCCCCACACAGUUAUACUCGAGAUGCUCCGUCGGCACGGCGUCCACGAACACCUAGUAGACGUCGUGCAAGAUGCAUACCAAGGCUGCACGACAAACUUCUCAACAGCGUCUGGCGAGACCCGCUUCGUGCCAAUGGCUUCAGGAGUUAAGCAAGGUGACCCCCUGAGCCCCAUCACCUUCAACCUGGCACUGGAGGUGCUCAUCAGAAGCCUCCUCGUCCUCGCCAGACUGCACGGGUUCCUACUCCACGACGAGCCCAUCGUGUGCCUUGGUUAUGCGGACGACCUGGUCGUCACAGCCAAGAGUGCCGCCGACAUGCAGACCCUUCUGGACAUCAUUGGGGAGGUGGCCACUUGGACCGGCCUCCAGUUCAAUGCGGCCAAGUGCGCCACCCUCCACAUUGUAAAGAAGAAGGCCCAGCUGGAGACGCUGACCUUCAUCCAGGGCGCACCCAUCCCGACCUUGGCCGACGGGGAUGCCUACCAACACCUUGGCGUCCCCACGGGGCUGCGAGUAGACCAGACCCCGGAGGCGACCAUCGAGGCCAUGCUUCAUGACAUCGGGAGCAUCGAGCGCAGCCAACUGUCUGACUGGCAGAAGCUGGACGCGCUCCGCACCUUCGUGGUCCCUCAAGCACAAUUCAGCCUCAUGACGGCCAAGGUCCAGAAGCAGGCCUUCGCGGAGCUCGACCGGGAGGUGAAGCGCGUUGCUAAGGCAGCCCUUCACCUUCCCCAACGCGCCAGCGCCGAGCCCGUGUACUUGCCGCCGCACAAGGGGGGUGCCAACCUACUCCCCCUUGGUGACCUCGCAGACAUCGGGGCCAUCGUGCACGCCUUCAAGGUACUCACCUGCCCGGACCCCCUCGUGAGGAAAAUCGCCGAGACCAGCGCAAAGAAAACCGUCAGGCGCCUGCUCGGACACCAUCCAUCCAACCCCGAGCUGGCGGAGGUCCUCUCAGGGGGCCCAACACCAAGAGGCGUGCACAACGCAUCAAACAUCUGGACGGCGGCAAGAAACGCUUCGCGGAGGCUAAGCAACAAAAUACAUGGCUUCAAAUGGGGAUGGAGUGCGUCGCUGGAGCGCCUCGAAGUCCACGUGCCCUUCCCCGGCAAGCCGGUGGAGAGCGCCAUCGUAGACUCAGAAUCCCGCAAACUUCUCCACCACAAGCUGCGGCAAGGCCUUCAACACCAUCACCUUGUCUCCCUCGUCAGCAAGCCCGACCAGGGGAAGGUCUAUGCCGCAACCUGUCGCGACCCCGCCUCCAACCACUUCUACGGCUCGGGUCAGCAGAUGCGGUUCUGCGAUUGGCGCUUCAUCCACCGGGCCCGCCUAGGGGUGUUGCCACUCAACGGGUGCGUCCGCGGCAUCGCGGGGCGUGACAGAUCCUGUCGUGCCUGCGGCCACCCCGACGAAACCACAGCGCACGUCCUCAACCACUGCUUCGCCAGACACUCGCUCGCCAUCAACAACCGGCACCGGGCCAUCCUCAAGGACGUCCUGGAGGUCAUGAGCGAGGACGUGCGCCGCAACACCCGAGUAGAGAGGUGCAUCGCCGGGUCGGGUAGCGCUGACAAACCGGACAUUGUCGUCAUGAACAACACCACUAAGACGGCACUCAUCGUUGAUAUCUGCUGUCCGUUUGAAAAGCGCUACCACGCCCUAGAAGUGGCCCGGCGAUACAAGGAGGACAAAUAUGAACAUCUCGUCCAGCACCUCCGGGGCCGGGGCUUCGAGGCGUCGGCUGCCGCCAUCGUGGUCGGCAGCCUGGGAUCAUGGGACCCAGCUAACAACCCCAUUCUCACCAAGCUGGGGGUCCCAAAGUUCCGCCAGAACAAACUCAAGAGGAAGUGCGUGUCAGACGCCAUCCGGUGGUCUAGGGACAUUUACGUUGAGCACGUAACUCAGCAACGUCAAUUUACCCAAAAUGUCACCCUACCAGCCUGCUAG